CUGAAGUUAAGGCGAAGAUUAGUAUAACACAGCCUUGUUUAUCAGGCUGACAUUGCAUGUUUGUGAACUGCAUGCAACAAUUGAAGAAUUGUGUAAACCGCAUUUACACGGGUUGAAUUGUUCAUUUCUCAUCGGUAAAAGUCAAAAGUUAAAAUGUUUAAGGGAUAUAAAAUAGUAAUAUUUCUGUCGGUGUUGACAUUCGGCGGUGAAUUUUCACGGGCUGAAAAUGAAAAUCAGAAUCACGACGCCACUGAGCCCCAGAUUCCAGUUGUUCUUUGGCACGGAAUGGGUGACAGCUGCUGCUUUUCUUUUAGUCUUGGGCAGAUAACGAAGAUACUCGAAGUCCAUUUAACUGGUGUAUACGUUAAAUCCAUUCGUAUCGGGGAUUCCGAAAUUGAGGAUGUUGAAAAUAGCUUCUUCAAAAAUGUAAACGACCAAGUUGCCGAAGCCUGUAAUCAAUUGGCGCAGGACAGCCGUCUUCAAGACGGAUACAACGCCAUAGGAUUUUCACAAGGAGGACAAUUUCUACGAGCGGUCGCCCAGAGGUGUCCCAACCCGCCAAUGCUCAACCUUAUUUCUCUUGGGGGUCAACACCAAGGAGUCUACGGCCUUCCACAUUGCGGAUCCCUGGAGCAUCGUCUCUGCGACUACUUGCGACGGAUGCUUAACUAUGCAGCCUAUCUUAAGGUGGUGCAGCGAAAACUGGUUCAGGCCCAAUACUGGCACGACCCGCUGAAGGAAGAUGAGUACAAAAAUAAUAGUAUCUUCCUCGCUGAUAUCAACAACGAGCUAAUUUUUAAUAAGGAGUACAAAAAGAACCUUCAGAAACUCAAGAAGCUGGUGCUGGUGAUGUUUGAGAACGACACGAUGGUCCAACCACGACAAUCGGAAUGGUUUGGAUUCUACAAACCAGGACAAUCCGUUCAACUUGAAACUCUUCAAGAGUCUGCCAUCUACAAGGAGGAUCGUCUCGGUCUACGUGCCAUGGACAAAGCCGGGAAGAUUGACUUUUUGUCCAUUGCAGUGGAUCAUCUUCAAUUCACGGAUGUUUGGUUUAUCGAGAAUAUAAUUAAAAAAUAUUUGGUUGCGAAUUCUUCAGGAUUUUAACUAAAUCCAUAUACUCUAGGCAUAAGGAUUGAUAUGUUUUUAUACAAUAAUUUUCUACUCAAAAUAAGAUUAAGCUCUUGAUUGUAAAAUGACUAUAAAUAGAAAUUACUUUUGAAGAUCUAAAUAUACUGUAACGAACAAAAUAAAUAUACUCAUAAAAUAAUUC
Messenger RNA from Diprion similis, 1273 nucleotides. It is a transcript of the gene Ppt1, whose product is annotated as palmitoyl-protein thioesterase 1. Gene Ontology annotation, cellular component: lysosome. The coding region runs from base 154 to 1107 and encodes 317 amino acids. The transcript has 7 exons. The record is from RefSeq and is a predicted model, not a curated record. NCBI's taxonomy places the organism in Eukaryota, Metazoa, Arthropoda, Insecta, Hymenoptera, Diprionidae. Gene Ontology annotation, molecular function: palmitoyl-(protein) hydrolase activity. Gene Ontology annotation, biological process: protein depalmitoylation; receptor-mediated endocytosis.